CCCGCCGCAUCAGCUUCCUCCCGGCUCCUCUUCUUGCUCACGCUGCUGCAGCUGCACGGGCCUCGUCGCUGUUUCUCCUACACACCAGGCACGUCCUGCCCCAGGGCCUCUGUGCGUGCAGUUCCUGUCGGCCUGGAAUGCCUGGCCCGCCUCCCGAGCUCGGCUUCUCCUCUGGUCUCUGCUGGAGGGUGACCUUGUCAGCGAGGCUCCCGACCUCCCAGUUCACAUCGCAGACGCUCACACCACCAACCACCCUGUGGCUGACCGUCACAGUUACUGCCUGAGACUGUCAUUACUGCAGUUACUACUGUUACUGCCUGAGACCGUCAUUACUGCAGUUACUACUGUUACUGCCCGAGACCAUCAUUAUAAGACUGAACGAAGGGACAAAUGUAGAAAAUGAUAAGAAACAAAAGAAACUUUUAAAUAGAAAUGAAAACUUAAAAGUAACUAUUUUAAAGGAAGGGCAACAUGGGGAAGAAAAGAGAGAAGAAAAGAGAGAAGAAGGGGCCGGGCGCGGUGGCUCACGCCUGUAAUUCCAGCACUUUGGGAGGCCGAGGCAGGCGGAUCACAAGGUCAAGAGAUCGAGACCAGCCUGACCAACAUGGAGAAACCCCGCCUCUACUAAAAAUACAAAAUUAGCCGGGCGUGGUUGCGCAUGCCUGUAAUCCCAGCUACGCGAGAGGUUGAGGCAGGAGGAUCACUUGAACCUGGGAGACAGAGGUUGCAGUGAGCUGAGAUUGCGCCACUGCACUCCAGCCUGGGCAACAAGAGUGAAACUCCUUCUCAAAAAGAAAAAAAGAAGAAGAAAAGGGCUCCCUGCUCCUAGUGAGCAAAGGCAGCUUCCUGAGCUUCUACAGCCCUUAGUAUUUAUUGGGUAACAAGAGCAGGGAGGAGGAGGUAAUGAUUGAGCAGCUGCUUAAUUGAUCACAGGUUCAUAUUGUUACUGACAGGCUUCAAUAAUGCCUAAUCAUAAGAAACAUUUGUGCCUGGGUGGUGACGGCCCUCAGCAGCUCUUCUGCGCAGCAGACACACUUUGUCAGCUGGCCAACAUUCUGCAUUUAUGAGAACAGUUUGCUGUUUACUCAUAUAGCCCCAGUGCUCUACUGAGUUGAUCACGGCCCUCACUCUUUCGGCCUCCAACACCCCCUUCGCCCACGUUUCCUCCAUAGCACGACGUGCCCUCUGCACUCACCACCACCUCAGGACACCAGCCCGGGCCCCAUCUACUUCUUGGACCCCAAAGUCACACGCUUUGGCCGCAGCUGCACCCCUGCCUACUCCAUGCAGGGCCGGGCCAAGUCUCGGGGUCCGGAGGUGACGCCAGGCCCUGGGGCCUACAGCCCAGAGAAGGUGCCCCCUGUGCGCCAUCGGAAACCGCCGGCUUUCACCCUGGGCUGCCGCCUCCCUCUGAAGCCCCUGGACACCUCAGCCCCUGCCCCUAAUGCCUACACCAUGCCUCCUCUGUGGGGCUCACAGAUCUUCACCAAGCCCAGCAGCCCCAGCUACACGGUGAUGGGCCGCACACCCCCCGCCCGCCCCCCACAGGAUCCUGCUGAGAUACCAGGCCCGGGCCAGUAUGACAGCCCGGACGCCAACACCUACCGCCAGCGCUUGCCUGCCUUCACCAUGCUGGGGCGGCCCCGGGCCCCGCGCCCCCUGGAGGAGACCCCCGGCCCCGGCGCCCACUGCCCAGAACAGGUCACCGUGAACAAAGCCAGGGCUCCAGCAUUCUCUAUGGGCAUCCGCCACUUGAAACGGGCCAGCACCAUGGCCGCCACCAUGCCCUCCCGGCCUGCGGGGCACAGGCUGCCCGGCCGCUGCUGCUAGGCCAGGCCUGUUUUCCACACGGUGAACGGGGGCGGGCAGGUCUCUCCUGGGGCCUGGCUUUGGCUGGAGGGGCUAGAAGCCGAGAGGGGCUGGGAAGAGAGUCUUCCCUCCUCUUCCUGAACUGUCCAGGUCCUUCUAGGACACCUGAUCCUUCCAGUCCCUGGGGGCUGUGACCCAUGGCUGUGCAGGGUGCAGGGUGAGUCUCCUUCCAGUGCCCCAGUUUCUUCCAGUUUCUUCCAGGUCACACCAGGCCAGGCCAGGCCAGGCGGGGAAAGGGACACCUUCCGGCCCUCCCCAGUAGCUGGCUGGAGACGGAGCUUCCUGUGUCCUAGAACUCGGCGUCCAGCCCCACUAGGGCCUGGGUCCCCAUCACAGCUUGGGUUAACCCCGGUCCCAGCCCAAAUUCAGGCUGGAGGCAGCCCUGAGGCCUGUGCCUUUCCCACUCCACCUUCUACAGUUGCUUAGCCAAUAAACCUUUCCUGGGCUGGAGAGCUGUCAGCAUCGCA
This is a messenger RNA of Pongo pygmaeus (Bornean orangutan), 2336 nucleotides long. RefSeq names its product CIMAP1 family member D (gene CIMAP1D). The transcript has 3 exons. The record is from RefSeq and is a predicted model, not a curated record. Bases 1285 to 1830 code for a protein of 181 amino acids. Lineage: Eukaryota; Metazoa; Chordata; Mammalia; Primates; Hominidae. Gene Ontology annotation, cellular component: cytoplasmic microtubule; cytoskeleton.